CAGGUUUGAUGAUGCAUUAAUGAAAGCUAUUAGAAAGUCCGAAUACACUCAACCGACGCCUAUUCAAGCACAGUCUAUACCAGCAGCUUUGGGAGGCAGGGAUAUCAUAGGCAUUGCCAAAACAGGUAGUGGUAAGACGGCUGCCUUUCUGUGGCCCAUGUUGGUGCAUAUUAUGGACCAAAACAGCUGGCUGAAGGGGAUGGACCUAUUGGGCUUAUUCUGGCACCUACCCGCGAUUAUCACUACAGAUCUACAACGAAGCGAAAAAAUUUGGCAAAGUGUACAAUAUGAGCGUGGUGUGCUGCUAUGGAGGGGGGUCGAAGUGGGAACAGAGCAAGGCCCUGGAGGGGGGAGCAGAGAUUGUGGUGGCCACUCCGGGCCGGAUGAUAGAUCUCGUCAAAAUGAAGGCACCAAUCUGACAAGGGUCACCUUCUUGGUACUGGACGAAGCUGACAGGAUGUUCGAUAUGGGAUUUGAACCGCAAGUGCGUCAAUCUGCACCACACCAGGCCCGACAGGCAGACUUUGCUGUUCAGUGCAACGUUCAAGAAGCGCAUAGAGAGGCUGGCCAGGGAUGCACUGACCGACCCCGUUCGCAUAGUGCAGGGAGAUGCUGGAGAGGCCAACUGUGACGUCACACAGCUUGUGCACGUCAUGCCGCAGG
This is a messenger RNA of Nilaparvata lugens (brown planthopper), 663 nucleotides long. RefSeq names its product ATP-dependent RNA helicase DDX42-like. The record is from RefSeq and is a predicted model, not a curated record. The coding region runs from base 20 to 631 and encodes 203 amino acids. Gene Ontology annotation, molecular function: RNA helicase activity; RNA binding; ATP binding. The transcript is spliced from 4 exons. NCBI's taxonomy places the organism in Eukaryota, Metazoa, Arthropoda, Insecta, Hemiptera, Delphacidae.